Molecule: messenger RNA, 1486 nt
Organism: Arvicanthis niloticus (Nile rat)
Lineage: Eukaryota; Metazoa; Chordata; Mammalia; Rodentia; Muridae
Gene: Rnaseh1
Product: ribonuclease H1
Biological process (GO): DNA replication, removal of RNA primer
Molecular function (GO): RNA-DNA hybrid ribonuclease activity; magnesium ion binding; nucleic acid binding
Source: RefSeq, a predicted model, not a curated record
GACGUCACCUUCCUGAGCCGGAAGUGUGUCGGCUCGCUGGCGGGAGGCUCGGGGCCAGCCAUGUGGGUUGCCGCGCUGGCGUGAGUGAUGCGCUGGCUGCUGCCGCUGUCCCGCACAGUGACACUGGCCGUCGUGCGCGUGAGGCGAGGAGUUUGUGGGCUCGGGAUGUUCUAUGCGGUGAGGAGAGGCCGCAGGACCGGAGUCUUCCUAAGUUGGAGUGAGUGCAGAGCACAGGUGGACCGGUUUCCUGCUGCCAGGUUUAAGAAAUUUGCCACAGAAGAUGAUGCCUGGGCCUUUGUCAGGAACUCUUCAAGCCCGGAUGGUUCAAAAGGGCAGGAAAGUGCACAUGAGCAGAAGUUACAGGUGAAGACCAGCAAGCGGCCUCGGGAGCCUCUGGGUGAAGGGGAAGAGCCUCCAGAGCCAGGGGCAAAGCACACAAGACAGGACACAGAGCCAGCUGCUGCAGUGAGCAAGGAUACAUUUUCUUAUAUGGGAGAGUCAGUUGUUGUCUACACAGAUGGCUGUUGCUCCAGUAAUGGACGGAAGCGGGCACGAGCAGGAAUCGGCGUUUACUGGGGACCAGGCCACCCCUUAAAUGUAGGUGUAAGACUUCCGGGGCGACAGACAAACCAGAGGGCUGAGAUCCAUGCAGCCUGCAAAGCCAUCACUCAAGCCAAGGCUCAGAAUAUCAGCAAGCUGGUCCUGUACACAGACAGCAUGUUCACCAUCAAUGGGAUAACUAACUGGGUUCAGGGCUGGAAGAAGAAUGGCUGGAGAACAAGUACAGGGAAAGAUGUGAUCAACAAGGAGGACUUCAUGGAGCUGGACAAGCUCACCCAGGGCAUGGACAUCCAGUGGAUGCACAUUCCUGGUCACUCAGGAUUUGUGGGCAACGAAGAAGCUGACAGACUGGCAAGGGAAGGAGCGAAGCAGUCGGAGGACUGAGCAGUGGUUGCUGCCCUCUCAGACUGUGCCGUGCACGGAGAUGUGCAUGGAGGACACAGUGCGACCUGUGACACAGCUUGAUGAGAAGAGCUUAAAUAAUGGAAAGGAAGUGUUGAGUCCCGCUUCUGUGAGAUUUCAGGGUUUGUGCCUUUUGGGUCUGUCCCAAAAUGCUCCAGCUGGAUUUUAGUAGAAGUCAGUGAGACACUAGUCGGUAUGAGUAGCCUAAAAGUUUCAGAAGGUUCAUUUUCCUUCCAGUUUGCACAAGUGCAAGACUCUUUCCCCCACACUGCCCUGUGCCUCUGUGUGCAUCAGAGAUGAUGUGGCCAUGUGGGACCUGAGGCUGCCUUGGGCAGACAGAGCCCGUACUCAGGUGACCUGGACUCCUGGAUCACCUUGAAGGAACAGCUUUAAGACCAAGAUGCAUAAAUAUAUUGCUAAUAGAUUUCUUUGCCUAUUUUUUUUUCUUAAAAAUACUGUAUAAAUUUAAAACAUGUUUGAAAUUAUCUUUAUUUUUAUAAUAAAAGUAUACAGGAAUGACACA